AUGGAAUCAGACCUGAAGAGAGAGAGAAAUCCGCCUGCCAACCCCAUCGAUACUUCCGCUCGACUACCCCAACUCACCUCCGCUUCCACCGCCAAAGGCAAGUCGAGAACCCGUGACAAAGAAGCCAAUGCAACCGCAAAGAGAAGAUGUGUGAGCACGGCCUGUAUCGCCUGUCGAAAACGCAAAUCCAAAUGUGACGGACAACUACCCAAAUGCGCCGCCUGCGCCUCAGUCUAUCUCACCGAAUGCGAGUAUGCCCCGCACACCGAUCAUCGGAGGAAAGGUGUAUAUAAGAAGGACAUCGACAGUCUCAAGACGAGAAACUCCACCCUUCAAACCCUGAUACAUGCCAUUCUCAACUUCGAUGAGGAGGACGUGCCCGAACUGGUGAGGCAGAUAAGGAGCUGUGAAAAUUUAGAGGACCUGGCCGAGUCCAUUGUCGCCAAAUCAAAUGGCGCACUCGAGCAGGACCUGUCACCGGACUCACCCGUGUAUGGCAUGGACGUGGUUCCGGAAGUACGCCAAUUCGAGACCGAGCUCUCCGGGAAGAUGGGUGACCUGCGCGUCGAGGGUUCGGUCAAAUUUAUAGGUGGAACCUCGAACUUGAUCUGGCUGCCGACUGAGCACGAAGUGGACGGAACCGCUUAUUCAGGUGCUCGGAACCAUCUUGCCACACCCAGUGAAGAAGCCAUCCUAUCUUGGACGUCGGUCACCAGGGACAAAGACCUGAUCUCGCAUCUGAUCAAUAUGUAUUUCUGCUGGCAUUAUGCCUACUUUACUACUCUGUCCAAACGGCUCUUCUUGCGCGAUUUUUCUUCAGGCUGCUCGACGCAAUACUGCUCCGCUCUGCUCGUCAACGUCAUGUUGAGCUUAGGAUGUCAUUUUUCUACCAGGCCAGGAGCAUACGCAAAUCCUAAUGACUCAGCAACAGCGGGCGACCACUUCUUUAAGGAAGCCAAGCGGCUGAUGUACGAGAACGAUGAAUUUGCAAUCACCAAAAUCUGCACCGUUCAGGCGCUGGCUCUUAUGUCUGUUCGAGAAGCGGGCUGUGGUCGAGAGGGCAAAGGCUGGGUGUAUAGCGGCAUGAGCUUCCGCAUGGCCAUGGACCUUGGCUUGGAUGUAGAUGCGCCUGAUCUGAAUCACGACUCGAAGCUCGAUGACGAGGAAAAAGAUGCUCGACGGAUAACCUACUGGGGGUGCUUUCUGUUUGACAAGUGUUGGUCAAAUUACCUCGGACGACAACCGCAAUUGCUCGUCACCAGCAUUACCACACCCAAAUUUGAUGUAUUCCCCGAAGAAGAGUCCGAACCAUGGUCUCCAUAUACAGACUCCGGCUCUGUACAAGCCCACAAGCAGCCAGCAAGAACCCGAGCAGUUGCCCUGCAAAUUUCCAAGCUAUCCGAACUGUCCUCAGCUUUGCUGAUUUCCUUCUACCACCCAACUCAGCUGGACAAGCCAGCCAGUAAACAGACGGAGCUCAAGAAGCUGAGCGAGCUCCAUACCAGAUUAGAAGCGUGGAAAAGAGACCUGCCGCAUGAGAUGGAGCCCCGAGACGGCCAACUACCUCAGGUUCUCCUCAUGCACAUGUUUUUCCAACUGCUCUUUAUCCAUCUAUAUCGGCCAUUCCUGAAAUAUAAUCGCACUACAUCACCACUGCCAUCACAUGUGUCGCCUAGAAAAUACUGUACACAGGCUGCUGGAGCAAUAUCCAAGCUUCUUCGGCUGUAUAAGCGUACUUAUGGGUUGCGGCAGAUUUGCAACAUCGCUGUUUACAUCGCACAUUCAGCGUGCACAAUCCACCUGCUGAACCUUCCGGACAAAAAUGCCAAACGAGAUAUCAUCCACGGAGUCAAGCAUCUUGAAGAGAUUGGUGAAAUGUGGACAUGUGCUCGUCGGACGCUUCGCAUCCUGCGUAUAAUGGCCGAGAAAUGGAAGACUGAACUACCUGAAGAGGCAGCUGCCACAUUCUCUCGUACGGGAACAAGAUGGGGUAGUGCUGAGCCCGCACAGUCCCCGACACUUUCUGAUCAAUCUCCCGGCCCAUCAGUUCAUCCCGUACCUGGUGCCAUGGUGCGUCAGUCUUCCUUUGACCAGCAAGCGCCCAUGCCUCCACAGGCUACUCCGACGAUUCCUUAUCUGCAGAACGGUUUCUUUGUGGCUCCGCCGCCCGGCGAUCAAGACACCCGUCAACGCCGCCGCUCGUCUGGACACCACUCCCUUCCUCCUCGAUCUGCGGCGGAAUUAGGGCGUGCAAGCAAUCGGGUCCGUCCUUCUAUCGGUUUAACCAAGGCUCAACAAGACGCAUGGAAUGCGCACCAAGCAGCUCGUCUACAAGCCAACAACAAUGCAAGCACCAGCACCAGCGUGUCCGGUACGCGAUCCACCGACCCUACAGUACUCUUUGGUGGCGUUGCAAGCCUGGUAGAGGAGAGUCAAGAAUGGUGGCUCAAAGAUCAAGCCUCACUGGCGAUGGGGUUUAACAACUGGAACGACCCUGUCAGUGGGCGCAGUGCACCGCAGCAGCCGUGGUCGAUGCUUGGAUAUGAUGUGCCGACCACAAUGGAUGAUAACGAUGGCAGUAUAUAUGGGUAUGGGAUCAACGACUUCUCGUGA
Molecule: messenger RNA, 2613 nt
Organism: Endocarpon pusillum Z07020
Lineage: Eukaryota; Fungi; Ascomycota; Eurotiomycetes; Verrucariales; Verrucariaceae
Exons: 3
Coding region: 1-2613 (870 amino acids)
Biological process (GO): regulation of DNA-templated transcription; DNA-templated transcription
Molecular function (GO): DNA-binding transcription factor activity, RNA polymerase II-specific; zinc ion binding; DNA binding
Source: RefSeq, a predicted model, not a curated record